Messenger RNA from Glycine soja, 1682 nucleotides. RefSeq names its product RING-H2 finger protein ATL74-like. Gene Ontology annotation, molecular function: transferase activity. The coding region runs from base 767 to 1363 and encodes 198 amino acids. Gene Ontology annotation, biological process: protein ubiquitination. NCBI's taxonomy places the organism in Eukaryota, Viridiplantae, Streptophyta, Magnoliopsida, Fabales, Fabaceae. The record is from RefSeq and is a predicted model, not a curated record. The transcript has 2 exons.
GUCUUGCUUUCACUUCCUAACAUAAUAUCUAUGUCCCAGUUGCUUCUUCUGCAGCUCCUCAACACUACAAACCACUCCAAGACAAAACAACACCACAUAAUAAUAUCCACACAACGUAUUUUGCCACAAAUUUUGAAUCUCAUAUUUAGUGCUCUCAAUAGUGUGAAGAAAAAACUCCAACCACUCCUGUUGGGAAAACAUCACAAUUCACAAGCUGGUAAGACCAAUUAAAAUCUUCUGCAGCCUACAUAGUCACGGUUUGCAUGAUGAUGGCUUUGGCCUAUUAUGUGAAUUUGAGAGUCAGAGAUUGAGCUUGUGUGCUUCUAUAGUACUAUAAUAGUAUCUAAACUAUCUAUAAACAAAGUUUUUGUGUUGGUUUUCAUUUUUCAUCCUCCAAAGUCUCAGAUACUAUUCAGAAUUCAGUGUUCACCACCCCAUCUGUGGUUGGUUCCCUUUUCCCUUGUAACCAAAAAAUGCUUCUUUGAGAGCCUUUAUCUAGUGGGAUUCCUGACAGAUAUUGCCAUAACUCAAAAAGGUAACCAUCCAGUGCAAGAAGUGUUACAUCACAGAAAGGUUUUGAGUUUUCACAAGCCAGAAGAUGAUUCAAGCCUCUAUGUGGGUCUAUUUGCUUCUAAAUUUCCAAACUCAUUUCUCCAAGCUUUUCAAGCAGCAGAGCUAGGUGCUUCAUCUUACAUCAAAAGGGUACAAGAAUUCUAAGCUUGAAAAUUGGAAUUGUAAGUGUUUUUGAAGUGGUUGACACAAGAUAAUGACUCUUCACCACCGCUUGUUGCUUGUUGAUACAAAUUCAAGCUCACCUGCACCAAGCAGCAUGAAUAGAACAAGAGAGACUUUCACUGGUGAUGCAAAUUUUGAUACCAACAUGGUGAUUAUCUUGGCCGCGUUGCUUUGUGCACUUAUAUGUGCUUUGGGGCUCAACUCAAUUGUGAGAUGUGCUCUAAGAUGCAGCCGCAGGUUUGCUUUCGAGACACCGGAGGAGACCGCGGCACGCUUGGUGGCGAAAGGCCUAAAGAAGAGUGCAUUGCAUCAGAUCCCUAUAGUUGUUUAUGGUUCAGGUAGUGCUAGUAUUGCAGCCACAGACUGUCCAAUUUGCCUUGGGGAGUUUGUGGAUGGGGAGAAAGUUAGAGUGUUGCCAAAAUGUAACCAUGGAUUCCAUGUAAGGUGCAUAGAUACAUGGCUCCUCUCACACUCCUCUUGUCCUAAUUGCAGACAAUCUUUGCUUGAGCAUCCAACUAUUUCUGGAGCUGUAGCUGUAGCUGCAGGAACCAGUCAUCAUGUAGGGAAUGCCUUGGGAGGAAGACAUCAACAUGAGUCUUUAUAUGUGGCUGUGGAAGUGAUUGGCUAAUUGCAAACUUAACCCUCCGCCCUCAGAGUUCACUAGAAAGAAGGAAUGGAUGAACAAAUGGAGACUAGAGAGUUUUUAGCCUUGAGUUUGGAACUUUUUUUUUCUUCUCUUGUUUAACUUGCAUUUGUGUAAUUGUAUGAAAUUUUUUAAGAUAUUUGAGGUAGAUAUUAGUGUGGGAAUAGUGCAUGUUUGGAUUAUGGUUUCAUAGACCAUUCUGUGUUUUUGCAUGUUUUCCCGAAAUGAGAAAUAGUGCUCAUCAAUCUUGAAUGCUUGUUGUGUGUAAAUAGAUUGAAAAGCAAGUGAUGCACAACUUGUUGGA